CUCAAACAGCGCCCGGCUUUACUGGCGAUUGCAUGAAAGUUGUAAAGGCCGGCUUAGCCUCCAUCGGAAGAAUUAGUUACGCCCCGGUUCACCCCAACAUCCUCUCUCACAAACCACCAUGUCCGCACAAGCUGAAGCACCUCCUUCGCUACCUCUCGUGGUCUCGAAGCCCAAGAAGCAACCCUACCCCUUCUACCUCGGUGGUCUUGCAGCAACAAUUGCUGCUUCCAUCACUCACCCUCUUGACCUUACCAAGGUCCGCCUUCAAGCGUCGGGUGACAAGGGUAUGAUAAACUCCAUAAAGAAGACUGUCGGCACUGCCGGCGUCCGGGGGCUCUUCGAUGGAAUCACUGGAACAUGGAUGCGCCAGAUGAGCUACAGCUUGUGUCGCUUUUGGGCAUACGAUGAGAGCAAGAAGCUCUUGGGAGCGACUCCACAAAGCCCUGCAUGGGUUCUCGCCACAGCAGGUGUCAUGGCUGGCUCCAUCGCGGGUGUCGUCGGUAAUCCUGGUGAGGUCGUUAUGGUCCGUCUACAAGGAGACUUCGCAAAACCACCCGAAAAGCGGUUCAAUUAUAAGCACUGCUUCGACGCAUUGUUCAGAAUGGUCCGCGAGGAGGGCCCAUCAUCGCUAGCGCGAGGUGUGGGCCCAAAUGUCUUCCGGAGUAUCUUAAUGAAUUCCAGUCAAUUGGCUUCAUACGACUUCUUCAAGGCUGAGCUCUUGAAGACGAAGUAUUUUGAUGACAACAUUGCUUGUCAUUUUACAGCCAGUUUUGCAGCAGGAACGGUUGCAACAACUGUUUGCUCACCUGCAGACGUGCUAAAGAGCCGUAUCAUGAACGCUUCUGGGCCUGGAUCGAGCUCGACGCUUGGAGUGAUCCGCUCCUCUCUAGCAACCGAAGGUCCGAUGUUCAUGUUUAAAGGUUGGCUCCCCGCAUGGUCGCGUCUCCAGCCUACCACAAUAUUGAUUUUCUUAACCCUCGAGCAACUGAAAAAGGUCGUCGAUUGGAAGCGCGGAUCGUUAUAAAAUUGAUCACGACCUGGCCCUUUUGGAUAGUCAAAAUGUUUGAACUUGUCGCCUGGAGGGACCAUGUGUGCGAUACCACGCAUAGAUUUAUCCUGGAGAUAUCAUUCAGUGGAAGUACUGUUAGGUGAUGAUCUUUGAUUGUUAAGCGCUUGCUAGAUUAUAUCGUUGCGCAACGCUGUGAUUUUGUAUUUUACUUUAGUUGCCUGC
Molecule: messenger RNA, 1231 nt
Organism: Suillus bovinus
Lineage: Eukaryota; Fungi; Basidiomycota; Agaricomycetes; Boletales; Suillaceae
Product: mitochondrial carrier domain-containing protein
Exons: 9
Coding region: 119-1024 (301 amino acids)
Biological process (GO): succinate transmembrane transport; malate transmembrane transport; phosphate ion transmembrane transport
Cellular component (GO): mitochondrial membrane
Molecular function (GO): thiosulfate transmembrane transporter activity; succinate transmembrane transporter activity; oxaloacetate transmembrane transporter activity
Source: RefSeq, a predicted model, not a curated record